GUCACAUGUUUUGUGCUAUUGUUACGUUUUAAGUAGUAAUAGUGAACGGAAAGCAAAAUAUCAAAGGGGCAAAGAGGACUUUUGACGCAACUCUCAGGCGAAGUUUAUCUCCCAAUUAGCAGUUGAGGGCGGAUUUCCCCGACAACCUACGACGACGAUGAUUUAGCUGGAGCUCUAAUUCUAAUAAUCUCUCCUUCUUUUGGGGUUAGGUAUCGGAACUUGUGGAAUUUCCGAUCCCAUCGGAAAAGAAAGUAAAAUGGCGUCACCGGAUAUUACUGAAAUGUUGGAAAAAUCGAAGGAGCUUGAUCGUUUAAGGAAAGAGCAAGAGGAAGUACUCCUUGAAAUCAAUAAGAUGCACAAAAAGCUUCAAAACACUCCAGAAGCCGUUGAGAAACCAGGCGACAAUUCCCUGUCAAAACUUAAGAUGUUAUAUACUCAAGCCAAAGAGCUUUCCGAGAGUGAGAUGAGUAUCUCCAACCAGUUGUUGGGCCAGCUGGAUGCAAUGAUUCCUGCUGGAGGUGCUGGCCAACAACGAAGAAGGAUAGAAGGCAACGAGCAGAAAAAGAAGAGGAUGAAAGGUGAUCCUGACAUUCCUAGGCUCUCUCCUUCCAUGCGAAAUCAGCAGGAGUUCUUUGCUAGCUUGAAGGGAGAACAAGUGGCUGCUAGAGUUGCGCAAGAAGAUGGUGAAAAGGAUGAGUGGGUUAUUGUCAAAGUUACUCAUUAUGACAAAGAAUCAAAAGAAUUUGAAGUUUUAGAUGAGGAGCCGGGAGAUGACGAGGAAGGUGGUGGUCAGAGAAAGUACAAGCUACCCUGGUCACAUAUUAUACCUUUUCCCAAGAUGAGUGAUCUUGCAACCGCUCCAGAAUUCCCUCCUGGAAAACAAGUUUUGGCAGUUUACCCAGGAACGACAGCCUUGUACAAAGCCACAGUAGUCCAGGCCCGCAAGAGGAAGAGUGACGAUUACACAUUAGAGUUUGAUGAUGAUGAGGAAGAUGGGUCUCUACCUCAACGCAUGGUGCCCUGUAACCAGGUUGUUGCUCUUCCAGAUGGACAUCGCCAGUGAAAUAUAGUUACUCUUUACACGUCCAGAGUCACUAAAUUUGGACAAUCUACUGUAUGUAUCUAUUAGCCUUCUAAGGGUGAGCUGUGAACCUAUUCACAUUUAGUUCGUAGCAUUGUUACUUAUCCAGAAAAAGAAAAUAUUAUCUAUGUCGUGCAAUGUAUUUAUCAAAGAAAAUCUUUGCUGUACGAUUUUCUAGUGUUCUUGGUGUACAGUAAUUGGACAUGAAAAAAUAAAAUCCUAGUAUUUUGAGUUGUAAA
Molecule: messenger RNA, 1320 nt
Organism: Solanum lycopersicum (tomato)
Lineage: Eukaryota; Viridiplantae; Streptophyta; Magnoliopsida; Solanales; Solanaceae
Product: SAGA-associated factor 29 homolog A
Cellular component (GO): SAGA complex
Source: RefSeq, a predicted model, not a curated record